AACAGCGUUUCUGGCAGAUUUCUCAAGAAGUAUGGAGUUGUGAAAAAGAACACUGUGUGGUUGUGGAAUGGAUACUAUCUUCAGUCAUCCAAAGUACACAGAGAUGUUGGCCUCAGGUGUGACAGAUGAGGCGCAUAUUAAGAAGACAUUUCAAGUGUACCUGGACUUGUGUGAAGUUCACCAGUGGUGGAAUGUCAGGCUUCACCCCUGCCAGCAGUUCAAUGUCAUCUUUAUCUCUGGUCGGCCUCAAAGGGGAUUGGAUAGAGAGUUUGUUCUGACCUUAGGUGCUGACCAAUCACUGAGUCCACUGGACACACAUAAUUAUAUCAACCGUUUGAAGGAGUUCAGCAAGACAGAGGUGGAUGGAUUAAACGUAGCUGUCACGGACACAGACUCUACCACAGCCUUUUAUAAGCUGACUGCAGGCCUGGUGCCAGUACCACCCCUGGUAGCAGAAAACAAAUUCAAAUUCAAGGGACAUAACCCUGGCAGAGCAAAGAGAUUUUUCACCUAUCCCACACUGCCCAAAGAGUGUGAUGUUGAACAGGAUAAGGGAGCAGGUGAAGCUGAAGAUAAUUGAUGUAUUAUGGGGGUUAAUUGGUUGUAUUGUGUGUGCAUGAUGGCUUAGCAGGAGAAAAGUGGCCAUGAGUACUUAGCAAGAUCUAAAGCCCUAAUUCUCAUUCUAUCCAUGUGUGGUGAGAAGACUUGAAUUGGGCAAGUGACACUGAUAGUCAAAAGUUCUGACAGGCCUUGUUCCUUUAGGCAGGUGUUCCUGUAGGCAGGUGUUCCCAUAGGCCUUGUUCCAUGGACGGUUGUUCCGUGACGCCUGUUUUCUAUAGACUGGUGUUCCUGUAGGCAGGUGUUCAUAUAGACCUUGUUCCAAUAGACGGGUGUUCCUAUAGGCCUUGUUCCAAUGGAUGGGUCUUCCUAUAUACCUUGUUCCUAUGGAUGGGUGUUCAGUGACACCUUGUUUCUAUAGAUGGGUUUUCCUGUAGGCAGGUGUUCCUAUAGACCUUGUUCCCUUAGGUUAAUGCUCUGACAGGCCUUGUAUCUAUAGGCGGAUAUUCCUAUAACCAGCUGUUACCAGUUGCAUGUGUUCCUAUAAGCCUUGUUUCUAUAGGCACAUGUUCUGAUAGGCCUUGUAUCUUUAGUCAGGUGCUCCCAUAGGCCUUAUUCCUAGAGGCAAAUGUUCUGAUAGGCC
This is a messenger RNA of Liolophura sinensis, 1201 nucleotides long. Its product is annotated as tRNA-splicing endonuclease subunit Sen15-like. Gene Ontology annotation, biological process: tRNA splicing, via endonucleolytic cleavage and ligation. Gene Ontology annotation, molecular function: nucleic acid binding. Bases 68 to 580 code for a protein of 170 amino acids. The record is from RefSeq and is a predicted model, not a curated record. The transcript has 4 exons. Lineage: Eukaryota; Metazoa; Mollusca; Polyplacophora; Chitonida; Chitonidae.